Gadus macrocephalus (Pacific cod) is the source of this 3219-nucleotide messenger RNA. RefSeq names its product TNF receptor-associated factor 3 interacting protein 1 (gene ift54). The coding region runs from base 140 to 2128 and encodes 662 amino acids. The record is from RefSeq and is a predicted model, not a curated record. Gene Ontology annotation, biological process: regulation of microtubule cytoskeleton organization; cilium assembly; intraciliary transport. NCBI's taxonomy places the organism in Eukaryota, Metazoa, Chordata, Actinopteri, Gadiformes, Gadidae. Gene Ontology annotation, cellular component: intraciliary transport particle B; ciliary basal body; axoneme. Gene Ontology annotation, molecular function: microtubule binding. The transcript has 17 exons.
ACCCUUCGCGCAUGCGCGUUCCCUCGGGUAACGAUGCACUGUGGGGAUCUAAGGGCAUAGCAACAAACCCAGACACUCACUCAACUUUAACGCCUAAAUAAAGUAUCAAUCGGCGGGUGUGUCCGCUUAUACUGCUGCCAUGAACGGGGCGGUGGUGAAGAAGACCCAGGACACGCUGGGUAAAGUCAUCAAAAAGCCUCCUCUGACCGACAAACUGCUCGGCAAGCCGCCGUUUCGAUACCUCCACGACAUCUUCAGUGAGGUGAUCCGGACCACAGGCUUCAUGAAAGGUCUGUACGUGGAGAACGACAUGAAGUCGGACAAUGUCAAGGAGAAAGACUCUAAGAUCGCCUUCCUCCAGAAGGCCAUAGACGUGGUGAUGCUGGUGAGCGGCGAGUCGCUGGCGGUUAAGCCGGCGCGCAUCGUGGCAGGACACGAGCCUGAGCGGACCAAUGAGCUGCUGCAGGCCAUCGCCAAGUGCUGCCUCAGCAAGAUGUCCAGCGAGGACGCAGUGAGGCGGGUCCUAGCCGGGGAGAAGGUUGACCCAAAGUCCAAGGCCUCCACCUCGUCCUCCCGCUCCCAGGACAAGGAGAACCGGGAAGGACGCGAGAGACAGCCCGACCGAGAGGAGAAGAGAGAAAUCCUGGAGCGGAGCGCGAGCCAGGAGCAUAAAGACCCGGAGCAGCCCAAAGAGCCAGAGGUGCGACAGGACACCAGAGAGAGACAGAGGACCCGGGAGAGGCGAGGCAAGGAGAGGGACAAGGAGAAGGAGAAGGAGCCACACAAGGAGAAGGAGAAGGAGCCACACAAGGAGAAGGAGAAGGAGAAGGAGCCACACAAGGAGAAGGAGAGAGACAGGGAGAGGGAUAAAGACAAGGAACGCCAUCGGGAAAAGGAUAGAGGCCGGGAGAACGACAGGGAGAAGGAAAGGGAACGGGAGAAAGAUCCAGAACGAGCAAAAGAUCGGGAUAAGACGAGGGACAGGGAUUCCCACCGGGAGAAAGAGCGGGACAGGCGGAGAGAGCGGGAUAAAGAGCGGGAGCGGCCCAAGGAGGGCGAGGAGAGAGGAAAAGCUCUAGAGAGAGGAGAUAGAAAGACCAAAGUGCCUGAGGACCAAAAGCCGAAGUCCCAUCCAGAAGAACCCAGCAGAGCAGCUAAAACAGCGCCAGCUGAAGAGGAUGCCCCUGAGCCAGCAGAGCUGGCAGAGGACCAGUCAGAAAGUCUGGCAAGAAUACCGCGGCCCUCGUCUGCCAAAGGACAGAGACGUAGGCCAAAGGUCACAGGUCAAGAUGAAUCUGACAGUGAAGGAGAAGGAGAAACUGCAGCAGCAGCAGCAGAGAGAGCUGGAGCCCCUCAAGAGAACGGAGACGCAUCGGACCCCCAAGCCAACACCACCCCCAGCGGCAGACAGAUCCCCCGGCCAAGCAGCGCCCGGCCGGCCCCUCCCAGGGUCAAGAGACAGGACGGCCACCCUGACGUCCCCCCGCCAGAGAGGCUGGCCAGUGCAAAGCCCCCGGCCGCUGUCAUCAUGGAGGGCAAGAAGCAGUCUGAGGACGAGGAGGACGAAGAUGAGCAAUUCCUAGUAGAGGAGGCGGCCCUCCUUCUACCCGAGAUGCCUGACCUGGAGGUGGCAAACGCAGUGGAGCUGAAUGGAGACGAGAAACACGGUGGUCUUGUGAAGAAGAUCCUGGAAACCAAAAAAGAUUAUGAAUCAUCGCCAUCGUCCCCCAAAUCCAAAGAGCAGGGCCCGGUGUCGGACGCGGCCCAGAGGAAGGCCCGUGACCUGGUGGGCCGCGAGAUGGAGCGGCUGCGGGGCUCGGUGCAGACGGUGUGCCGCAGCGCCCUGCCCUUGGGCAAGAUCAUGGACUACAUCCAGGAGGACAUGGACUCCAUGCAGGCCGAGCUGCUGGCCUGGCGCCGGGAGAACCUGCAGCACGCCGCCGCCCUGCAGGAGGAGCAGAGAACUACUGACCGGUCUGUGGAGCCCCUGCAGAAAGAGCUAGUGGAGCUGGAUCAGCUGAUCAGGGACCAGCAGGACAAGAUCUGUGCGGUCAAGUCCAACAUCCUGAGGAACGAAGAGAAGAUCCACAAAAUGGUAACGAGCAUUGGCCUCUCCUCCCGGACCUGAGAGCCCACCGGACACUAUUCAAUAAAACCACCGUCAGAACCUGGGAAGGUUUAGAACGUUCCAUUAUGUAAAACCACCUGAGGAGGCUUAGAACGUCAGAUUAUGUAAAACCACCUGAGGCUUAGAAUGUUCCAUUCAAUGAAACUACCUGAGGAGGCUUGGAACGUUCCUUUUAAUCUAACCACCUGAGGAGGCUUAGAACGUUCCAUUAUGUAAAACCACCUGAGGAGGUUUAGAACGUUCCUUUAUGUAAAACCACCUGAGGAGGUUUAGAACGUUCCAUUUGAUAAAACCACCUGAGGAGGUUUAGAACGUUCCAUUUGGUAAAACCACCUGAGGAGGUUUAGAACGUUUCAUUUAUAAAACCACCUGAGGAGGCUUAGAACGUUCUAUUAUGUAAAGCCACCUGAGGAGGUUUAAAACGUUCCAUUAUCUAAAACCAGCUGAGGAGGCUUGGAACGUUCCAUUUAAUAAAACCAUCUGAGGAGGCUCAGAACGUUCUAUUAUGUAAAACCACCUGAGGAGGUUUAGAACGUUCCAUCAUGUAAAAUCACCUGAGGAGGUUUCAAACGUUCCAUUUAAUAAAACCACCUGAGGAGGCUUAGAACGUUCCAUUAUGUAAAACCACCUGAGGAGGCUUAGAAUGUUCCAUUCAAUGAAACUACCUGAGGAGGCUUAGAAGGUUCCAUUUAAUAAAACCACCUGAGGAGGCUUAGAAAGUUCCAUUAUGUAAAACCACCUAAGGAGGUUUAAAACGUUCCAUUUAAUAAAACCACCUGAGGAGGCUUUGAACGUUUCAUUUAAUAAAACCCAUGGAGAAGAAAAGCUUAGAAAGCUUGAUUAAAUAAAGACACUUCUAAACAUGACAAGGUUUAGAUCCUUCAUUUAAUAAAACCCCCUGAAGAGGCUAAUAACGUUCCAUUAAAUAAGAACACCAGACGAGGCGUAGAACCUUUUCUUUAAUCAAAGCGGCCCAGGAUCUGACUAGGUUUAGAAUGUUUUAUUGAAUAAAACCACGUGAGGAGACUUAGAACGUUCCAUUCAAUAAAAACACCUCAGAACCUAAGCACGCUUAGAACAUUCCAUUAAAU